AAGGUGUAGUCUAAAAGUGAAAGGGGACGCUUCAGAGUUGAGUACAAAUGCUUAAUUUGUUUUUGUUUUGUUUGUUUGUUUGUUUGUUUUUUUAGACGAUGGCUUACCCAACGCAGACAGUUGGCAUAACGUAUAGCCAAGAAGCAUUGAUCUUGGCAAAUAGUAUGGUCAACGAGACUAGAAAGUGGAUUGGAGAAAAGAUCGGCAGCAUGGGGGAACACCGCCACGACAUGGCAUUAGAAGUUUUGUCUGUAAUGCCAGACUUUAAUCAGCCACCACCUCUACCAAUUUUAACAAGCAAUGAAAUGGAAGAAGAAGAUCAACAGCCUGAAAGGGUCAGGCCAUCCACCACCAUGGCCAGUCCCACCACAGCCAGCGCCAUCAUGUCGGGAGCCUAUACGACAUGUACGAAAGGCCAAAGCUCUUAUCCUUGGAGAUUCUCUAACUAAGUUUCUCAAAGAGAAAAUCACUACUAAGUUAGUUAAUGUGCAGGUAGUGACUCAUCGUGGUACUACAAUUUCGGGCCUUCGAAAGUAUCUGCUUCUUUGUCGUGACAUAUAUACAACUACGCCCGACAUUGUCGUGAUUCAUGUCGGAAAAAAUGAUCUAGAGUGGGGUUUCAUGCAAAGCAACUUGCGAGAAUUCCGUUACCUCAUCACCACAGUACGUGAGCUCUUUCUAAAUGCUAAGCUGGUAUGCAGUGGAAUCCUUCCUCGGCAGAACAGUGAAAGUUUGGAUGUUUCACGAAUGUGUCACAACAUUCAGUUGGGGAACGUUUGUGGGCAGCUUGAUUGUCACUUCUUUGACAGCAGCCAGGGAUGGCCUACACUUAAAUUGGGACGGGAACUCCCUACUUGGUGAGGUGGUUCAGGGGCCAUCUGGAGAGACAUGCCAGGAUGCUUUCACCAACUCCUGGAAAAUGCUCCUCCAACCAUACAAAUACUAUUGGAAGGUUUGUGCCUCUGGAGCUGCGUAGGCUGGU
Molecule: messenger RNA, 982 nt
Organism: Patiria miniata (bat star)
Lineage: Eukaryota; Metazoa; Echinodermata; Asteroidea; Valvatida; Asterinidae
Exons: 2
Coding region: 99-449 (116 amino acids)
Source: RefSeq, a predicted model, not a curated record